CGUUGAGAAAACCCUUCAAAUUUCACAAACACCUAUUCGGAUAAUCCCCUCAAUUUCCUAAAGCGCAUUCCAUUCCCUUCCAUUCUCUCUCACACAAUCGCCCUGCCGAGAACGAUCAAACUCACCGCCAUUCCUCUCUCUUCUCUUUCAAUUUCGCAAUUUUUGAUUUCGUAUUUCUUUCAUUUUCGAUUAAUCGCAGACUUUCAUCGUCUGUUUUUUUUGUUUUCUCUGUGCCUCCUUCUCUUAUUAUUGUGCGAAUUUGUGGGUUCAGGUGCUAUGGAUUCAUCAAGAAAGGUCAAUUCCCUUUACCCAAUUCAAGAACCGCUCUUUCCAAGAAAGCGUAGUCGAGAAAACUUGGAUAGGUUCAUUCCUGAUAGGGAGUCUAUGGACAUUGGUUAUGCAAAUGCCGUGCUCACAGAGAGGAGAACAGGCAAAGAGAACCCAGUUGAGAGCUCUGCAUCGAGUGUGGCAUACCAGAAGCUAUUGGCUGAAACACUCAACAUGAACCGGAGAAUUCUUACAUUCAAGAGCAAACCUCCUGCCCCAAUUGAACCAAUUCCUAGGGCAUUGCUUUCACCUCCAAGUCAUAAGGCCAAAUCCAGGCCCCGGAGACACAUUUCUCAGACUGCAGAGAAGAUAUUGGAUGCUCCCGAUCUCUCUGAUGAUUUCUACUUGAAUUUACUGGACUGGGGCAGCAACAACAUCCUUGCAAUAGCUCUUGAAAGCACGGUGUACCUAUGGGAUGCUUCAAACAGCUCCACCUCAGAGCUCGUCACAGUUUCUGAUGAUGAUGGUCCUGUUACAAGCAUUAGCUGGGCUGCUGAUGGGAGGCACAUUGCUAUUGGACUAAACAAUUCUUGUGUCGAAUUGUGGGAUUCUAUUUCUGUUAAACUGUUAAGAAAAUUGAAGGUUCACCAUGAACGAGUAGGUUCAUUGGCAUGGAACAAAGAGAUUCUCACAACAGGUUCAAGGGAUGGAAAUAUUAUCAACAAUGACGUAAGAGUUAGAUCCCAUAUUGUUCAAACCUUCUUGGGCCACCAGGAGGAGGUUUGUGGACUAAAAUGGUCUGCCUCUGGCCAACAGCUAGCAAGUGGAGGUAACGAUAAUCUCGUUUUCAUAUGGGAUAGGUCAGUUGCCUCUCCAAAUGCUCACUGGCUUCACAGGCUUCAAGAUCACACUUCAGCAGUCAAAGCCCUUUCUUGGUGUCCAUUCCAAGCGAAUUUACUAGCCUCUGGUGGCGGUGAAGGGGAUGAUACAAUUAAGUUCUGGAAUGCACACACAGGCUCCUGCGUAAAUUCAGUCAACACAGGCUCUCAAGUGUGUGCUUUACUGUGGAACAGCCAUGAACGCGAGUUGCUAAGCUCUCAUGGCUUUACAGAGAACCAGCUCAUCCUAUGGAAGUACCCUUCCAUGGUGAGGUUGGCAGAGCUCAGUGGUCACACUUCUAGAGUGCUCUAUAUGACGCAGGGCCCAGAUGGGUUCACUGUUGCAUCAGCAGGGGACGAGACUCUGAGGUUCUGGAAUGUGUUUGGGAUCCCAGAAGUUGCUAAAUCUGCUCCUAAACAAAGUCGGAUGCCAUUUUCUCCCAAGUACUACUGCAUUCGUUGAAGGUAAUGGAAAGUGACAAUAUCAGUAUAUUACCAAGUGACUGGGAUCCCAGAAGUUGCCAAGUCUGCUCCAAACAAAGUCUGAUGCCAUUUUCUCCCAAGCACUACUGCAUUCGUUGAAGGUAAUAGGAAGUGACCAUAUCACAAGUAAUUGUAUCACUGAUUGGGACACAAUGGAAAUUCUGUAUCAUAUAUCUGUAAAUGCUGCAGAGAAUUGCAUCUGUUUUUGUUGAA
Molecule: messenger RNA, 1841 nt
Organism: Rosa chinensis
Lineage: Eukaryota; Viridiplantae; Streptophyta; Magnoliopsida; Rosales; Rosaceae
Product: cell division cycle 20.2, cofactor of APC complex
Exons: 4
Coding region: 277-1608 (443 amino acids)
Biological process (GO): anaphase-promoting complex-dependent catabolic process; positive regulation of ubiquitin protein ligase activity; positive regulation of anaphase-promoting complex-dependent catabolic process
Cellular component (GO): anaphase-promoting complex
Molecular function (GO): ubiquitin ligase activator activity; anaphase-promoting complex binding; protein binding
Source: RefSeq, a predicted model, not a curated record